CAAAACGUCUUCACCUUUUCAACUCUUCAUCUUCUUUCUCUUCUCAUUCGAAAUAACAUCUACCAAGUUAAAUAAACAAAUAGAGAUAAUAAAAUAUAUCAAAACACAAAGAGAGAAAAAUGAGUGAUGUUCGAGUAAACGCAGAUCAACAAGAAGAAGGAGAACAACAACAAAACCUGGUCAAAGCACCGGUCAAGCGAUCCCUCGGCCUCCUCAUCACCACUUACGGCUGCCUCUUCGUCGGCUCCAUCGCCUCGAGCCUCCUCGCGAAAUACUACUUCGUCCACGGUGGCUCGAGCCGGUGGGUCUCCACGUGGGUCCAAUCCGCCGGAUUCCCACUCCUCCUCGGGCUUAUCUACUUCCCUCGCUUCGUCUUCAAAACAACUAAGCGCCGUCCCUUCACGCGCUUCACACACCGCCAUCUCCUCUUCUCCGUCGUAAUCGGACUCAUCCUCGGUUUCAACAACUUCCUCUUCUCAUGGGGUACCUCGUACCUCCCAGUGUCCACAUCAUCACUUCUCCUCUCGACACAACUCAUCUUCACUCUGAUCUUGUCCGUGAUCAUAGUGAAACAGAAAGUCACUUUCUCAAAUCUCAAUUGUGUUGUUCUCUUAACGUUAAGCUCUGUUUUAUUAGCUCUCGGUUCGAGCCAAGAUAAACCGGCCGGUUUAACUAAAACCAAAUAUUUCAUCGGGUUUUUAUCCACGAUCGGAGCCGGUUUACUCUUCGCGCUCUACCUGCCCGUGACGGAGAGGGUCUACAGGUCCGUUUAUUGCUACGCGAUGGUCAUGGAGAUGCAACUGGUUAUGGAAUUUUCUGCCACGGUUUUCGCCACAAUCGGUAUGGCUUUGGUGUACGGCGAUGCGUUCGGCGGCGUGAAGAUUGUGUCGACGGUGCUAUGUAUUUGGGGAUUCUCGUCUUAUAUUAUCUUGAAAGCCUCAGGACAACAACUGAAUAAAUCCAAGUCUUCAGUUAUGUUCAGUUCUAAGGUUGUAGCGUUCUCAAAAACUGACCUGAAAAGGUCACUGGCCAUUAAUCAAGAAGGUGGAAUGGGCAUGUACAUCGAACUACCGGAAAAGAUAUGUUGCUCUAAGAAACAGGUGUUUAGCUUCGUCCAAGAGCGCCUCUCGGAUCGUACAAACUCAUGGUCGACGAAGCUCUUAUCAAAAGGCGGCAUAGAGGUUCAGAUUAAAGCCGUAGCCCAGGCAGUACCUUCCUACACUAUGUCUUGUUAUCUACUUCCAAAAGGAAUAACAAAAAAUCUGACGAGCACUGUCGCACGAUUUUGGUGGAGUACUAAAUUCAAUAAUAGAGAACUUCAUUGGGUUGCUUGGGAUAAAAUCUGUGUACCAAUGGAAAUGGGUGGACUGGGUUUCCGUGAUUUUCACGAGUUUAACAUUGCCUUACUAGCAAAACAGCUGUGGAAAUUGCUAAAGUACCCACAUUCACUCUUAGCUCGAGUACUCAAAGGAAGAUACUACAAACACUCUACUUCAAUGCAAGUUGAAAAAGCAAACAACCCGUCCUAUGGAUGGCGAAGUAUAGUAGCAUCGAAAGAAGUUCUCCGGAAGGGUCUCAGGAAAAAGAUUGGGAAUUGA
This is a messenger RNA of Brassica oleracea var. oleracea, 1598 nucleotides long. RefSeq names its product probable purine permease 4. NCBI's taxonomy places the organism in Eukaryota, Viridiplantae, Streptophyta, Magnoliopsida, Brassicales, Brassicaceae. The record is from RefSeq and is a predicted model, not a curated record. Gene Ontology annotation, molecular function: purine nucleoside transmembrane transporter activity. Gene Ontology annotation, cellular component: membrane. The transcript has 2 exons. Bases 120 to 1598 code for a protein of 492 amino acids.